Messenger RNA from Plutella xylostella (diamondback moth), 1560 nucleotides. RefSeq names its product venom serine carboxypeptidase. Gene Ontology annotation, molecular function: serine-type carboxypeptidase activity. Gene Ontology annotation, biological process: proteolysis. The record is from RefSeq and is a predicted model, not a curated record. Lineage: Eukaryota; Metazoa; Arthropoda; Insecta; Lepidoptera; Plutellidae.
CGCCAGUGAAUAGGUUACUUGUCUUCAAUCUUUUUAGAUUCAUCACGCCGAUGCCGAUGGUGUGUGAAAAACGUGAUUAAACGGUUGCAUUCAACACCUACAUCAGGGAUUGAUUGCAAGCCAACAUGCGCAAUCAUACGCACAUUAGUAAUCCGGUAGUUUCUACGAGUAAGCAAAGACAUGUUUCUGAAAGGUUUUUUAACGUCCAUUUUCAUACUUACCAUACUAAAAAUCUGUAAAUCUUCAGAAUCUAUAAAUUUAAAUGAACGAUUAAUAUUGACCCCUUAUAUUGAAAGAAACGAAACAGAUUUGGCUAAAAACUUAUCCCUAGUGGAUCAUGAAUAUUUCCUGAAAAUAAAAAGUUACUCGGGCUUUUUGACUGUGAAUAAGAAAUAUAAUUCAAACCUUUUCUUUUGGUUCUUUCCCGCUUUGAAUGAGAAGCAGUUGAAUACGACACCCUGGAUUAUUUGGCUGGAUGGUGGCCCCGGAUAUUCUUCCAUGCAAGGACUAUUUGGGAACAUUGGCCCCUUAAAAGUGGAAGACGGUCAAGUGACAGCCAGACAGGUGACCUGGGCCAGCGACUACUCGGUCCUAUUCGUGGACAACCCGGUGGGCGCCGGCUUCAGCUUCACAGACCAUGAUGAUGGAUACCCGAACAAUGAAGAGGAUAUUGGUGCACAAAUGUACGUGUUUCUGCAGCAGUUUCUGGAACUAUUUCCUGAGUUGCGUUCGUCUCCAUUGUUCAUCUCUGGACAGUCGUACGCAGGGAAAUAUGUGCCUGCGCUGGCUAUUCAAAUUCAUCGGCAUUCGGGACAAGAUAAACCUAUAAAGUUAAAGGGUAUCUCCAUCGGAAAUGGUUUGAUAGAUCCGAAACCAAUGAUGAAAUAUAGUCAACUGUGCAAAGAACUCGGCAUUCUUGAGGGCGCAGAUCUGGUGAAAUUGAAGGAAUUAGAAGAUAGUGUGGUCGGUUUCAUCAACAAAGGGGAAAUUGUGAAUGCCUCUAAUGCUUUCAACGCAACCAUAAAGCACAUAGCACACAGGAGUGGAGUGAGCGUCUACAACUACAACCAAAAACCUUCGCCCAAAAACCAAGCUCCCGGCUUCGAGCACUUUCUGAACCGCCCUGACGUGAGGUCGAGGAUCCAUGCAGGUCUGGGGCGGUUCCACUUGAACAACCAGCUGGUCUAUGCCAAGAUGCUGCCGGACAUCAUGGCCAGCGUCAAAGGAUACGUUGAGGAGUUGCUGGAGCAUUAUGGCGUGUUGGUUUACAAUGGCCAAUUGGACAUAAUAUUGCCGUAUUCUUUGGCCAAGAACGUGUAUGAUGGCUUCCACUGGUCCAGACAGGGAGAAUUCAGGAACGCUACUCGUAGACAGCUGAUCGAUGGUCAAAACAAGUUAAUUGGUUACAUAAAGCAUGGUGACAAUUUGGUGGAGGCGCUGAUCAGACUGGCCGGACACGCAGUACCGACCGACCAGCCAGAAGCAGCGAAGUACCUGAUCGACCUCUUCAUUGAUGCAUUCAAAUCGGAUAGGGAGUACAUUAUAAUAGAAUAUGUAUAA